Molecule: messenger RNA, 1045 nt
Organism: Drosophila elegans
Lineage: Eukaryota; Metazoa; Arthropoda; Insecta; Diptera; Drosophilidae
Gene: Acp26Aa
Product: accessory gland-specific peptide 26Aa
Exons: 2
Coding region: 12-920 (302 amino acids)
Biological process (GO): mating
Cellular component (GO): extracellular region
Source: RefSeq, a predicted model, not a curated record
GUUUCAUCGAGAUGAGAGUCCUAUUGCUAUGCCCAGCAUUUCUAAUUCUGCUGGCUAAUGGCGACUCUGUGUCCCAGAAUGUUUUAAACAAGAGUGACUCGGUACAAAGGGAUUCUUCCAAAGGUGUUUCGCUAAUGACAGAUUUAUCUCCGCUUGGUGACUCUCCCAUGAACUUUCAUAGAAGCGAUUCCCUUCCGAACGUUACACCCUGGGGGGAUUAUGUGGCACAGAGUGCUCCAUUUAAAAGCGAUCCUCCACAGAACGAAACAUCCAAACCGGAUAAAAACGAUUCACUGCCGAGUGCUAUACCCUUUGGUUAUUAUGUGACACAGAGUUCUCCACUGACUGAAACGUCUAAGAAGGACUUACUUCUAAUACAAAAUAAAGGCAACUUAGAAGGGGACUCGGGCAAAAAUGUGCCUUCUCCCGGCCACUUUUCACCGUCUGCUACUGAGACAGUCAAGGCACUCCAACAGAGGCUGUUGGAGGAACAGGCAAAAACUCUGCUCCUUCGGAACCAGUCCGCGUAUUUAUUGCAGGAAAUACAAGCACGAAAGUCCCAGGUGCUCAGGGCUCAAGAGUUAAGCCUUGACAUGGCCGAUAAGAGGAAUCAUGUGAACCGCAAUCUGCUGGAGAUACAUGUGCAGCUCGAAAAUGUGCGAAAGCAGGUGAAGAAGUGCCAGGGAAAGCUCUCCGGCAAGGAGAUAUUUCGGCUGGCCGACAUCGAGGCCAAUAGGUUGCUGAAGGAGGAGCGGGAGCCCGUGGUUAACUAUAACAACCGGAACAGGUUCCUCAAACUCCUAAGGGAGCUGCGUCGAAAGAUCAAGGACGAAAUCAAUCUAGUCUCGGAACUUGUUGCUGAUAGCACCACGACAGUGAGGCCUACUGACGGAAUCUUUCCAACCCUACCCUGGCCAUAAUCGGAGUGAUCACAUAAUUUGUAGUAAAUAAACAGCCAGCAAAAAAAUAACUACUAAUAAGUAUUGAGUCAUAGUAAAACCUUCAAAUUACGCGCCGUCAUAAUCAAAUUAGGCUGAAAAAAUCA